AUGGCUGAUAAUUCGUAUUCAGACGAUGAAGCUUUUGAUAAUACUAAUGCCGAACUAAUGGUCGAGGCAUUCAAUCUAGCGUCUGAAGUGGAUAAUUAUAUCUUUGCAGAUGCUACAGAUGAGUACGUUAAAAUAGGCGAAUCGACGGUUUUAGAAGCUUUGAGGCAGUUUUGUCGUGCCAUUGUGGAGGUGUUUGGAGACCGCUAUCACCAAACACCUAAUGCUAAUAAUGUGGCACGACUACUCCAAGUUGGAGAACAACGAGGUUUUCCAGGAAUGUUAGUUAGUCUAGAUUGUAUGCAUUGGAAAUGGAAGAAUUGUCCAACCGGUUGGGGCGGACAAUAUUCCAGUCAUAGUAGUUCUCCAAGUAUUAUUCUUGAAGUUGUAGCUGACUAUGAUCUUUGGAUAUGGCAUGCAUAUUUUGGUUUGUCGGGGUCCAACAAUGAUAUUAAUGUGUUGGAGUCCUCCCAUCUUUUUGCAAAUCUUGAUGCAGAAGAUGAACGUGAUAUUAAUGCACCAAUUGAAGAACAAAAUGAAGUGCAAGACGUGGGAGUUGAGAUGAUGAACGAUAACAAUGGUGGACUUGAACAAUUUCUUGCUCGACACAGAAAGAUCAAGGAUAAAGAUGCUCACUUCGAACUUCGUAAUGCAUUAAUUGAUCAUUUGUGGGACGAGUAUACUAACUCGGAGAAUUAG
Molecule: messenger RNA, 696 nt
Organism: Cynara cardunculus var. scolymus (artichoke)
Lineage: Eukaryota; Viridiplantae; Streptophyta; Magnoliopsida; Asterales; Asteraceae
Exons: 3
Coding region: 1-696 (231 amino acids)
Source: RefSeq, a predicted model, not a curated record